CUAAUCAAGGUACUUCCUUCUUCCUUCCUCUUUUAAUCUUUCUUCUACUUUGAAUUUAAAGCAGAGAAAGAAGAUUAAAAAUGGAGUCAACAAUUUAACAGAGGAAACAUCUAGUCAAAAGUCAAACCUUUUGUCCUUCCCUUUCCCUCUCUCGUCAUCUACUUCUGACCAAAUACUACCCUACCUACCCCCCCUUAUACCCCCCCUACCCCCAUAUGUCUACUUCUUAAUUUCCCAUUUUUUUCCACUUUUUUUCAGCUCAAAAAAAGAAGAAGAAGAAAAGGGUAGUAUGGAAGAAGAAUUUGAUAUGAAGAGAAUUGAAGUAAAAGCAAUGGAAGCUUUGGGUUGUGGAUUUGAUUUUGCAAGUGAUUUCAGGCUAAAGUUUGUAAAAAGAUGUAGAAAUGGUGGGGGUAGAUUGGUAAUUUUGGAUGAGAAGAAUAGAAGAAAUAUUGUUGUACCUAGUGGUGUCACUAUUCCAGAUGUCUCUGAAAAUAUUAAGUGUGACAAAGGUGACCAUAUUCGUUUCAAGUCUGAUGUUCUUGAAUUUAAUCAGAUGUCAGCAUUGCUUAAUCAAAAAUCAUCGGUACAAGGAAAGGUUCCAUCGGGCUAUCUAAAUGCCAUUUUUGAUUUAAGCGGAGCUUGGUUGAAUGAUUCAGCGGAUGCUAAAUACCUGGCUUUUGAUGGUUAUUUUGUCUCCUUGUACUAUUUACACCUGACAGCAUCGCCAUUAGUACUCCAAGACCAAGUAAAGAAAGCUGUUCCACCGCUUUGGGAUCCAGCAUCUUUAUCCAGAUUUAUCCAGACUUAUGGGACACACAUAAUUGUGGGUAUGGGUGUUGGAGGCCAGGACCUACUUUGCGUUAAGCAAAAAUCAUCUUCAGCAGUUCCUUCUGCUGAACUAAAAGCACAUUUGGAUGAUCUUGGAGAUUGUCUUUUUUCUGAUGAAACGAGUCCUCUGCCUGAGAGGAUUUCAAAAGAGGGCAAAAAGAAGGUCCCCGAGGUAUUCAGUCGCAUGUUGCAGUCACAUACCAUGCAAUUUACUAGCAUAACAGAGACAUCAAGCAAAGAUGGUCUCACUAUAAUUUGGUCAAAAAGAGGUGGUGAUGUGUUCGCACAAAGCCACUCGAAGUGGCUUCAGACCGUAGCUGCUUACCCCGAUGGCAUACUCUUCAGACUUGUACCCAUUACUUCGCUCCAAACAGGAAUCCCAGGAAGCGGUUAUCUUAGCCAUGCGAUAAAUUUAUAUCUACGCUAUAAGCCUGCUUUAGAGGAUUUACAGUGUUUCCUUGAGUUUCAAGUUCCUAGCCAAUGGGCACCGUUGUUUUGCGAGCUGCCUCUUAGUCAUCAAAGAAGAGUGGCAUCUUGCCCUGCGUUGCAGUUCAGUUUAUUCGGCCCAAAGCUUUGUGUGAGCCCCACCCAGGUUACAAGUGGUCAAAAGCCCGUCAUUGGUUUGCGUUUGUAUUUAGAAGGGAAGAAAUGCAACCAGCUAGCUAUACAUGUACAACAUCUUUCUAGUUUACCAAACAUUAUGGCAUCCAAGUGUGCUAAUAACCCAACUUUACGCAAGCCAUGUCAGUGGCGAGGGUCCGAUGAUUAUGAAUCUAGCGACCAAUUUUUAGAACCCAUCAGAUGGCAGAGAUAUUCCAAUGUGUGCUCAUCUGUAGUUAAGCAUGAUCCGAGCUGGAUGCAGGGCGACGAGACAAGUGGCGUAUUUGUGGUAACUGGGGCCCACCUUAUCAGCAAAGGGAAGUGGCCUAAGACGGUGCUUCACCUGCGUUUACUUUUCACCCAUCUUCCCAACUGCACAAUACGAAAGACAGAGUGGGCAGCUACACCAGAGGGUACUCAUAGGUCAAGUUUCUUGACAAAUAUCAGCACAGCUUUUACGUUCACUCAACGAACAAAGGCAGAUGCUGCACCAAAGCAGCUUCCUGCUGCUCUUAACUCGGGUGUAUAUCCAGAUGGACCCCCAGUACCAGUUCGAUCAACAAAGCUGCUCAAGUAUGUAGAUACGGCUGAGAUUGCACGAGGGCCAUAUGACACUCCUGGACAUUGGUUGGUAACUGCUGCUAAGCUUGUUACAGAAGGCGGGAAGAUAGGUUUGCAUGUCAAGUUUGCAUUAUUAGAUUUCUUAAAUGAAUCAUAGUUUCAUUUGUGUACAUAUUCUGGGGUAGCCUUGUCCCAUUUUUUUUAAGCUUUCGAUAUCUUGAUGAUAUAGCAUAUUGUUUAUCCAAGAAAUGGCGAACAGGGGAGGGAAAUAUUAUACUAUUGUACAAAAGAAAAUAGUGGAAGGAAUGGAGUAUUCUUUGUUCUUUUA
Molecule: messenger RNA, 2317 nt
Organism: Lycium ferocissimum
Lineage: Eukaryota; Viridiplantae; Streptophyta; Magnoliopsida; Solanales; Solanaceae
Product: MACPF domain-containing protein At4g24290-like
Exons: 7
Coding region: 290-2146 (618 amino acids)
Biological process (GO): regulation of salicylic acid mediated signaling pathway; plant-type hypersensitive response
Cellular component (GO): plasma membrane
Source: RefSeq, a predicted model, not a curated record